AUGCCUUCCACGCCCUCGUCCUCUCCGGCUCGUGCAACACCUUCCAGCGACAACGACAUCGCCCUAGGCGUUGGUCUCGGCGUCGGCAUCGCCGUCCUCGCUAUCGCAGUAAUCGCCAUGUGGAUCGUGUAUUGGCGGCGACGACGCGGGCGAGAAAUUAUCGAGACGACAGAGAGUAGGGUGCAGAGUCCGGCUACGGGGAAUAGGGCUGGUGCCGUAUCGGGCGGUGGAAAUGGUGGUUCAAGGCCGAUGACCGAGGCGGUGGAGACUGGCGCACUAAAGAAGGAGGAGCGGACCGCUCUUAUUGGAAUGCGCACUCAACCGCUUUUUCUUCAAUCCACCUCCCUCCUCCUCCUUCUCUCCAUCCUCCCAAUCUCAAUUCUCUCCUCCCAACUCCUCCUCCUCGUCCUCGUUCCAUCUACAACCACCAGCUCAAUCCUCGGCCACAUCCCCGUCCCGCCCGCAGCGUCCCACAGGGCCACCCCGACCCCAUAUACCAAGUGGAACCACCGCAGCGCGAUGAAGCAUAUCCACAGCGGCAGAGCAAGAAUAUUCGAAAGAAGGACGCGGGUAAAGAAUGACAAGAGCAGGAUGAAGCCGGCAAGUAGGAGGAUGGAUUCGAGGAGGUGGAGUGGGUCAAGGGUUGUGGGGCUAGAGGUAGAGAGCGGUGGGGUGAUAUGGUACAUGACGAUAGGACGAUUGCGAGCGUAUUCCGUGGGAGGAAAAUUAUAA
Trematosphaeria pertusa is the source of this 732-nucleotide messenger RNA. RefSeq lists its product as uncharacterized. The record is from RefSeq and is a predicted model, not a curated record. The coding region runs from base 1 to 732 and encodes 243 amino acids. NCBI's taxonomy places the organism in Eukaryota, Fungi, Ascomycota, Dothideomycetes, Pleosporales, Trematosphaeriaceae. The transcript has 2 exons.